UUCAAAUUUUAUCUCAUAAAAUCAUCAUAGUCUUUGCAAGCCCACCGACUGUUCUCCCAAAGCAUGCUGAAUUACACGAAGAAUCUUUUGGUUCUCUUUGGUUUUCACGAUUCUUCUUCCUCUAUGACUUCUCUCUGAUGUAGGAUUUUCCCACAAGGUUGCUGGGUUUCUUCUAGAGAUUGAAAUUCCCCUGUUUUUUUAAGAGGAGAGAAAUCGUUGAAUCAAACCCAGUUUGGAAGAUGGUUCAGAGAACGGCGGUGGGCAAAUUUGGAGUUCAAAUUGAUGGUGUUAAAUCGGAGAAGAGAGUUGCGAUCUUCAAAACUAGUUCUUCUGGUUGUUGUUGUGCUUCUUCUUCUCAGAACACAGAUGGUAAAAACAGAGCAGCUGAUUUGAAGAUGAAGAUGAAGAAAUCACGAGCUAUUCAGCUUUCGGAUUUCGAGAGCUUAGCUUCAUCGCCGAUUAGAAAGAACGUAACGCUGCCUGGUAAGCCGCCGCCGACGACGCCGCCACCGACUGUUCGUUCUAAUGUUUUGGAAAUCAAACAGAAGAAGAAUCAGCAGCCGUCUCCGAUUAGAACCAGCGGUGGUUCGCCCAAUUACAUGAAAUCUACGAGCUGUUUCGAUGCAAGGAAAGAGGUUUCUCAGGUGAGUUCUCGGAAAUCUCGAAUUUGUAGUGAUAGUAAGAAACCCGGAAGGAGGAAUUUAGAGAACUCUGUUCAUGUGUCUGUUACUGGCUUUAAGCCCACCAAGUGUUUGACAAAAUGCCCCAGUGUAAAACUGGCUAGGACUUUAACGAAGACGGCGAGCUUCAAGAAGGCUUCUAGGGGGGCUCUGUGUGCUGACAUGAAUUCACACAGAGCUACCUGUUCUUCGACUCUCAAGGACACUAAGUUUCCAGCAUACCUCACGCUGAGCCCUGGUGCAACCGAGUCUGAAGGAACUUCAACCAUGAAAGUCUGUCCUUAUACUUACUGCUCGCUUAAUGGCCAUAGACAUGCUCCUCUGCCUCCCUUGAAGUGCUUCUUGUCUGCUAGGAGACGUUCAUUGAAGACUCCGAAGAAUCUGAAAGUUGAGCCAUCUGGUUGUGGGGUGCAAGGGGAAGGUGCUGCUGGUGGGAGAAUGGUAGAGGCUUUGGUAAACGAUGGUGGGUUGAGUUUUUUCAUUGAAAUUUUUGCUGAAAAUAAGGUUGAUCGUGCUGCUGGUGCUUCUUCUUCUACUGUGGAUGAUAAAGCCGAGUCGAGUAAUGAAGACAAUAGGAAACCAGUUGCAGAUAACAUCUCUGAUGAAUCCAUGGACUUACAUGGGGAUGAUUAUGAGGAUGAUGCUGGUUCGUUGGGGACCGAGAUCGAAGAGUGGGAGGAGCAGCAGUUUUUGAGCAUGGAAAGGGAUGGUUUGGAUGAACUUGAAGAUCGAUCAAGUGUUGAAAAUGGGGGUUUAUCAGAAGAGUCUCGUUUGCAUAAUGAAGAACUCGUUGGAUCUGAUGUUGUUGUCAAAGAUGGUAAAGGGGUGUUCUUUGAAGAACAGUUCUAUAUGGAGGAUUUCGAGUUGAAUCGCCAUCCGGAUUGGGAGGUGGAAGAGGCUAGCCAAGUGUCUGAGAGCUUAAGUUUUGGUCAACUUUCUUAUUUGGAGUAUGCAUUUGAUGAUUUGGAUGCUACACAAACUGUUAUUGAUCGAGCUGAAACUGAAUAUUUGGAUUUGAUUCUGAGUUCUCAAUUGGAAGCUGAAGAUUCAAAAAAUGAGCAAGAAAAUCAAGAUCUUCAAGUUGAUGGGGCUGUGCUUGGCAGCAGAGCCUCUAUCCAUGAAGAAGCUUUGCAGUUCGAUAGCCAUCUUCCCGACCAUGAUCGUGUCCUGCAAGAGGAUUCACUCGAUGCUGAUAUCCAUAUCGAAAACAGGAAACAACUUGAUGAUGUUGCAAACCAUGGAGAAGAGGUAUCUGAGGAUGAAAAUUCUAGUGAAGAAAGACACUGCCAAGAUAUCUCAGCUACUGGAAACAUGAAUUCAGUUGCUGAACAAGAUGAAGAGACUUCUUUGAAUGAUAAUAGCGUCGUGAUGGUCGAACGUGUGGAAGGCAAAGAUCAAGCAGAUUCAUCGGUAAAAGCAGCUAAGUCUCCCCGUCCUGCAAUGAAUUCCAGCCAAGAACUGGAUCUCUUUGGCAAGAAUUGGGAAUUGAACAUAAACUACAAGAAACAUGGAGAUGAAUCAGAAAAUCCAAGGAGCUUCAAUCCACAAGAACCGAAUUACUUGCCGUUGGCGCCAGAUCCGGAAGCAGAAAAGGUAGAUCUCAAGCAUCAGCUAAUGGAUGACAGGAAAAAUGCAGAAGAAUGGAUGCUUGAUUAUGCACUCCAACGAACCGUCACGAAACUCACACCAGCUAAGAAGAAAAAGGUGGCACUUCUGGUUGAGGCGUUCGAAUCGGUCAUGCCAACGACAUCCAGAUACGAACCCCAUCUCCAAAAUAACGCUUCUGGAGCUUUUAGUUCGGAAAAACGCAUCCAAGCUUGUUUCUAAUGGUAGCAGCAGAGGUAAACCUCCAAACACCAUCUCAUCAAGUUCAUUUGCUCUAACUUGUUUAACCACUGAAAACCUCAAAAAGAGGAGAAAAUUGCUAGCCUGUAUAGGAUGUUAGAAAAUUCUCAUAGGAGCAUGAAAAAUACUGAACUGUGAUAGAAAAUGCUCGGAGUUGAGACAUCGAGUAUCGUCGACGUCCUUACGUUGAAGGAUGAGUGGCAGGGAGAUGAUCUUUGCUUGAGAGUCUAUCAUUCUGUGUGUUUUUCAAUAGUGUCUGUUGGUGUCAGUUUGUUCAAAGGUUAUGUAAAUUAUGUGCGGUUGUGAUGAAGGUGUAUUAUCAAAACCUUCAAACUCUUCUAAUCUCAUGACCCUUUUUUCUUUUCGUUAUUUCUGAAUGCAAUUCUCUUCUGCUAUAGUUUUGUAAUAGUGGCAUUGAGAAGUUACUUUCAAUAAAGAAUAGAUUGGUGAUAGAUUUGUUGUUCUCA
Messenger RNA from Cucurbita maxima (winter squash), 2992 nucleotides. RefSeq lists its product as uncharacterized. The transcript has 2 exons. NCBI's taxonomy places the organism in Eukaryota, Viridiplantae, Streptophyta, Magnoliopsida, Cucurbitales, Cucurbitaceae. Bases 240 to 2507 code for a protein of 755 amino acids. Gene Ontology annotation, molecular function: calmodulin binding. The record is from RefSeq and is a predicted model, not a curated record.